Alternaria rosae is the source of this 1726-nucleotide messenger RNA. Its product is annotated as amidohydrolase. Bases 313 to 1683 code for a protein of 456 amino acids. Lineage: Eukaryota; Fungi; Ascomycota; Dothideomycetes; Pleosporales; Pleosporaceae. The transcript has a single exon. The record is from RefSeq and is a predicted model, not a curated record. Gene Ontology annotation, molecular function: hydrolase activity, acting on carbon-nitrogen (but not peptide) bonds.
CUUCUCAAAGAUAGCACAUAUACCCGAUGCUAAAGUAUGACUCGGGUCGGGUAUCUGUACCCUGACCACGCGUGAGCUCCAACUUUCAAUACCCGCUCGGAUGGGAGACGAACAACAGCACGGAGCAGACCCGUUCAAUAUCCACAAUGCUCGGAAAAAAUCAAUGACUAUCAAUUGAGUAAGCAGAACGGCAAUCCGGCGUGAUCUGGUGCCUUAAGACAGUAGAAGUGAUAUCGGCUCAUUUUCCUGGCUUUCAUCACCCAUUUUCCGCUGUUUCUCACGCAUUUGUUACCGAGCAUAUUCCUUGACGCCAUGGUAUCUGCAUCUUCAUACCACGGACAACUGCUUAAGCCGUGGACACCUCCAGCACAAAAAGCCUAUAUCUUCACCAAUGUCAACCUAGUGGAUGUCGAGGCCGGCGUAAUUCACGAGAAUGCUACUGUCAAAUUGUCCGGAGGACGAAUCGAAAAGGUCGAGCUUCAACACAGCUCCAAGGGCAUGCUCAAAUCGUCCAAUCUUUCUGACGUUGCGACACGAGUCGAUCUUCGAGGAAAAUACCUCUGUCCGGGAUUGUUCGAUUGCCAUGUCCACAUCAUUGCAGUACCUGGCGAAAUACAAUGGCAAGAUACUAAAUCUCUGAACCCAACGACAUCAGCCUACAGACACGCGCAUGUUUGUAAGCAAAUGCUCGAUAGAGGCUUCACCACAGUAAGAGAUUGCGGCGGAGCGCAAUUGUCUCUCAAGCAAUCGAUCGAAGAUGGCCUUAUCCAGGGUCCUAGAUUGUUUAUCGCGGGCAAUUUCUUAAGCCAGACAGGCGGGCACGGAGAUACGCGAGGCUCUCAUGACCACUCAAACAUUGAAUGCUGCGGCGGCGGCUCAUCAAAUUUCCCAUCCUUUAUUUGCGACGGUGUACCAGAGUGCUUGCGCGCAACUCGCGAAAACAUUCGAACCGGAUCCGACUUUAUCAAAAUCAUGGGGGGAGGUGGUGUUUGCAGCCCGACAGACCGUAUCGACAAUGUUCAGUUCACAUCGGAAGAAAUCAGCGCCAUUACAACAGUCGCCAUAAACAGCCAGACGUAUGUGACUUCUCACGCGUAUACCCCGCAAUCCAUUCGGCAAGCGAUGGAGAACGGGGUAAUGGGUAUCGAGCAUGGUAACAUGAUUGAUAAGGAGACAGCAGAGUUGAUGGCCCAGAAGGGCGCAUAUCUCACCCCAACUCUGGUAACCUACACUGCGAUGGGCGAUGAAAAGUUUGCUGGAUACAUGCCAGCCGAGUCCAUGGAGAAAAAUUCGGAGGUAUACGUGGCAGGGCUGCGAGGUCUUAAAAUUGCUGCGGACGCUGGGGUAAACAUAUGCUACGGUUCUGAUCUUCUCGGACAUCUCGGCAUAAGCCAGCUCGAUGAGUUCACCAUCCGAAGUAAAGUGCUACCUCCUCUGGCAAUCUUACAAAGCGCGACCAUCACCCCCGCCAAGAUGAUGCGGCAGGAAAACUUUCUGGGGCAGAUCAAGCAAGGCUUCGCUGCGGAUUUGCUGAUUUUGAACGCAAAUCCUUUGGAAGACAUAUCGGUUUUGGCACAGCCGGAGAGAAAUCUCUUGGCUGUCAUUAAAGACGGUAGAGUGUGUACAAGUAGAUGGAGCUUGCUUGAUGAGGAUGCUCACGAGGUACGGCCGUUUAUAGAAUAAAGUUUAUCGGAUUCCUUAGAUCGAAUCUGAUGUCUUUGCCUGG